UGUCAAUUCCAGAUUGACACGCUGACCAAUAAAGUAGACAUCAGUUAGGUAACCUAUGGGAUUAUUGUAUCAACACAUGAAAUAACAAAGGAAGUAAUGGUGACUAUGAUUUAAAAUGAUGUUUUCAAAACUUAACCAAUCAGAGUUUGCUAUGCGUCCCUCCACUAUAGAAGUAGGUGCACUUUGACUACCAAGUCACACUGCACCUGACUAUAUCUUGGAACGCUAGCAACUCUGAUGUCAUCAUUUAUUCUCAAUUCUUCUAUUCUAUUUUAAGUGGAGGAUGUCAGCCGUAAAGAUCCCGGAUGCAGGCGGAGACAACAUCACUUUCCUGGAAGUGGAUGGUCAUCUGUACCCCAAGUCCGCAUACCUUGAAUUCCCCGUUGAUGUCAUCAAAGGAAUCCGCGACCUCACCAUCAGAGAGGAUGACGUCUUUGUCUGCGCAUAUCCUAAAUGUGGUACUCACUGGGUGUGGGAAAUGGUCCGCCUUCUUCUGUCAGGCGACACAGAGACUGUUAUAAACAAGGAGAAAUUGAUGCUAGAAUUCACCGAAAAUGACGCCCUAGAGAAGUUCCCGUCCCCGCGAAUUUUAAACACGCAUUGCCUUGUCGAGCAGCUGCCACGUGGUGUGUUUGAGAAGAAGUGCAAAAUCAUCUACGUUCUCCGAAACCCCAAGGACAUGGCAGUGUCGUACUUCCACCACCACAGGAAACUUACCCAUGUUUAUGACUAUCAUGGGAAAUGGGAGAAUUAUUUCCCUUUAAUGCUGGAUGGGAAAGUUGACUUCGGGUCGUUUUUCACAUACCUGAAGGACUGGGCUGCCAUUGGGACAACCCAUCCCGACUUGCCGACCUUGACCCUGGUGUAUGAAGAUCUAAAAGAGGAUCCACUUUUCGGUAUUAGAAAGUUAGCAAAGUUUCUGAAUGCUGAGAAAUCAGAGGAAUUCUACCUUAAAGUAAAAGAGUUGACGAGUUUCAACAAAAUGAAGGAAUCGAAAGGCAAAUUCAUUAAAGCACCUGACGGAACAGCUGUGAUGUACAGAAAAGGUGAAGUUGGCGACUGGAAAAAUUAUUUCACCGUGGCUCAGAAUGAGAUAUUUGACAGAAGAUACAAGGAAAACAUGUCUGAUUGUGAGAUAGACUUUAGAUACACGCUGCAGUAAGAAUCGAAGACGAAGGUGUCCAAUGCCCAUGUAUCUUCACGAGCACAAGAAACAAAUUACUUGCAUGAUCUUGCAUCACAACACGGGCUGUGUACUCGCGGGCAGAUGACCACGGAGUAUGCUGAUCAGUGCGAGACUGUCGGAUAAACGGGUCUAAAUAGUAUUGAUUUAAUCGGUUCCCAUCAUUUGUGUCGGAUAAAGCCGACUGUCGGAUUAACGAGUGUCGGAUUAACGAGACUUGACUUUACUUCAGGACUGAUUUUUAGUUUAGCAUGUGAAGGAAUACUUUCAUUUGAAUACUGACUGAAUGUUGUUUACGAUUCUAUUUGACAUUAUUUCGAAUACAAAAUGUACGAUUUGUGCCAAUUAUUAGGUUCGUGAAAAUAUCUGAUGCUUUGGUGUAGGUGCUUGUGUGUAUACAAUGCUUUCAUAUUCAUAUAAAAAGACUGACGUAAAACAACAUUCAUAUAUUGGCUGAUUCCAUUUCCACAUACAUGACCUGGUUUAGAAAGUUAUGAGAGAUAUUACGUACGUCCCCAAUAUGGUCAUGUCCGUUUUACUAUGUUUUUCUUGAAAAUCGUUACACUCACAUCACUUGGCCCGAAAUAUUUAAUAUCUUGAAGAUCGGUGGUAAGAAAUAUACAACAUUCGUGUGUGUUUCCAUACUGCUGAGCAUUAUCAUAGCAGCGUUAAUUUGUAAAUGAAAUGACUUAUCAGUUUCCAAAAUCGUAGGACACCUCUUCUAAAAGCAGUCUUUUGUAUGAUUCAAACAACAUGAUGAGCAUAUGUGUCUAUGUGUCACUAUCAAAUUGUGAUCAAGGUGUUCCUGUUUCGGUGAGCAUAUAUCCUGUCCCACAAGAGGUGGUGAGGUGAGGUGAAAUGGGGUUUAAGGUCGCGUCCAAGAUUAUUGCACUUAUAUAGCGACGUGCAUGUACGUUGGUUGGUUGGUUGGUUUGUUGUUUAACGCCGCAAUCAGCAA
Molecule: messenger RNA, 2141 nt
Organism: Haliotis rufescens (red abalone)
Lineage: Eukaryota; Metazoa; Mollusca; Gastropoda; Lepetellida; Haliotidae
Product: sulfotransferase 1C2-like
Exons: 6
Coding region: 284-1162 (292 amino acids)
Biological process (GO): sulfation
Cellular component (GO): cytoplasm
Molecular function (GO): sulfotransferase activity
Source: RefSeq, a predicted model, not a curated record